CCCCCCAUGUGUGUUGGCCUAUUAUCUGCCAGUUCUGCCCCUUCUUUCCAGCUUUGCUCCCACUCCAGUCUGAAGACGGGUCCCAACCAGAAACAUCACCUAUCCAUGUUCUCCAGACUUGCUGCCUGACCCACUGAUCUACCCCAGCACUUGUGACUUCUCCCGAGGACCUGGAUGCUAUACUGAAAAAAAAUCCAGAGACCCCCGUCACGAGGUGAAGGAUAGCAAAUGCCAUAACCCAAUAAAUACUCCGAACAAUUACAUCAUUCACCAGCCAGCAAUUUCUCAAAGCACCAGGCUGAUACCAAUUGGCAUCUUUUCUGCCAGAAAUGUAAGGUAGUCUAAGCGUGGAGGUAGCAGGAGCCUUCCGGAGGGAAAGGGGUAUGACAGUAUUUUCAUACAUCUUUGGAGAUGCUGAUAGAUGUUUGCGUUAAGUCAGCCAUUGCCGGACCCACUCAAGCAAAGGCUUGUAAAGAGUAGAGGCGAUGUGAUUCUUGCAUUUAAUCUGUCCCAUGUCCUCCUCACUGCUUUGAUUUUAUUUACCGACUUCCUGCCCAUGUUCUCACAUUGUGCUUUCUCCUUCCGAACGACCAAGUACUCACACAAUGUCAUGCAAUGAUAGUAACAGGAAGAGUAGAAGUGGUGUGAAGGUGAGGAAACACUGCCACUUCAGUUCAGUUCAUUGAAACAUAGAAAAUAAGUGCAGGAGUAGGCCCUUCGGCCCUUUGAACUAGCACCACCAUUCAACAUGAUCAUGGCUGAUCAUCCGAAACCAGUUCCCCAUUCCUGUUUUUUCCCCCAUAUCCCUUAAUUUUGUUAGCCCUAAGGGCUAAAUCUACCUCUCUCUUGAAAACAUCCAGUGAAUCAGUUCAGUUUAGUAUAUUGUCAUGUGUACCGAGGUACAGUGAAAAGCUUUUUGUUGCAUGAUAACCAGUCAGUAGAAAGCCAAUACAUGAUGACAAUCAAUCCAUUUAGGGUUCAUAGAUACAUGAUAAGGGAAUAACGAUUAGUGCAAGGCAAAGCCAGCAAAUAAUUUCAAUAGAGUAUUUGAGUCAUACAGCAUGGAAACAGGUGCUUUGGCCCAACUUGCUCACACUGUUCAAUAUUCCCUAUCUACACUAGUUCCACCUCCCUGUUUGGCCCCUAUCCCUGCAAACCUAUCCUAUCCAAAUGUUUUUUAAAUGUUGCGAUAAUACCUGCCAAGGUACACGCUAAAUCUCCUCAAAUUUCUGAGGAAGUAUAAAUGUUGGGAGAAGCUCAGACUGUAAACACCAAUGUUCAAUGUACUUGCAAGGAAUCUCUACGUUCUGGUGGUCUGUUUUCUCUCAGGGUGACUGAGGAGCUGUCUCAGGUAAAAAAACAAGGAGACUGAUAGUCACAGAAUGCUGGAGUAAAUCAGCAGGUCGGGCAGCAUCUCUGGAGAAAAGGAAUAGGUGACGUUUCCGAUCGGACCCCCACACCCCCCUCUCUACCCCCACACACCUUUAUCUUUCAGUCUGAUGAAGGUUUCCAACCCAAAAUAUCACUUGUUCCUUUUCUCCAGAGAUUCUGAGACCUGCUGAGUUAUUCCAGCAUUUCGUGUCUAUCUUCGGUAUGAACCAGCAACUGCAGGCCCUUCCUACCCAAGUAAAUAAUACUUGCUUUGUAGAGCAAAUAUCUGUUGCUCAGGUUGGUGACAUUCAUGAUCUCCCCCGCCCCGGCCCUACCCUCCGCUGCCAACUCCACCAGGAUAGUUGACAACCAACCAGCUCAGACUGCUGCUAUUCAUGCCCAAAUGGUACAGAUUGAAUCUGUAGCUAUCUGUAGUUUGAUGUAGUGAAUCAAUGGCCUCUGUUGCAAUGGGCUGCGAUAGUGAAGGCCUCACAGUUGCUGUCACUGUGAGGCCUAUUCUUCCCCUUUGCCUGCAUUAAGCCUGCAUCCCUCUAUGCUUUUCCUGUGCAAGUACAUGUUCUUUUAAUGCCUUUUAAACAUUGGAAACGUAUCUGCCUCUCACUGUUUCACACAAGCAGCUUGUUCCAGAUUACCAUUGAUGUCUUUGUGAAAAAAGUUACCCUUUAGGUCUGCUUUAAAUUUCUCCACUCUCACAUUAAACCUAUGCUCUCCAAACUCUAGAUUCCCCCUUUGUAGCUGUUAUAGGUUGGAAGUCACUCUGAGACAUCUGUGCUUAAAAUAUCAGUAGUUUUCUGCAGUCCCUGUAGUUGAGCAGUCAACUCUCUGUGGGAAUUUACUCUGUUGAGGUCUGUUGUUUUUGUUAUUUUUGUACUGCAGUCUCUUUUUCCACGAAAGCCUUAUUAAACAUGCAUCCGCCUUCUGCUCUGGUCCUUGAGUGGACAUUUCAACCUAGUAACUAAAACCUGAAGCUGGAAGGAUACUGGAAUGGAAGUAAAGAAGUGGUUGAUCACUUAUUUGGCUCGUAUUUCCAGGACCUGUGCUGCACUUUAUGAAUCGAAUAUUUUGUAAUGCGACAAGGAAUAUAGUGAUUUUCUGAGUGCUUGCUGACAUCAGACUUCUUGGCACAUGUCAAACUGUAGAUGAGUCAGACUUUCCUGCAAUUGAACAUGGAGAUGAUCAAAGCUGUAUUACUUGGCAUCUGUCUAAAAUCACAUACCCAUGACUCUUAUUCAUUCGUCCCUACAGUUGCUCCUGCCAGCUGAAACAGAUGGCUCACAAUCAACUAUACUUCGAAUCCAACAUGUUAUUCAUCACCAAAACGACCUACUUUAUCCUGAAAUGUAUUUCAACUGAAGUUAUCCAGUUUAGUUAGUUUAGUGUUGUUCAAAUGGUGCGCGCAUUGCUGGGAAAACUCUCGCAUAGUUUUCAUUCCUAGGUGUCAGUUCUACAGCUCUGCUGAUGUAGAGAAGCCCAAAGUCUGACAAUGCUUUUAGAUAGGAAUUUCACAAGUCUGACCCAGCAACAGUAUUGCGAUGAUCCAUGUCAAAGUUGUCAGCGAUAUGUGAUUUGUAUCUACUGCCUCCUGGGAUAGAGAAUUGCACCGAUUAGCAUAGUUUAGUGUAGUUUAUUAUUGUCACGAUACAAGCUGAGUGUACAUCUGACUGAAGACAUUUCUUCUCACCUUGGUCCUAACUGGUUGGUUCUUUUUCGUGAGACUAUAGUUUCCAAUGAGAGGAAACAACGACAUAAUCUACCCAGUUAAACACAUUUGGAAUCGGCUAUCAGAACAUCAGUCUUCCAUCCAAGCAAAGGAUCAAAGUGGAUUUAAUUUGUGACUGAAAUCUUGGAAAUCAGCAGGUCUGAAGAAAACAGAAUAGCUGAGAUUUCAUCAUGAAAAGAGCAGAUAGCAUUGUUGCUGCCAACAGUGAGCGGAGCACAGACGAGAUGUGGGAGCCUGCUAAUUUGGAGUUGGAUGCACUUAGUUCAUCAAUGGAACCAUAUCUUGUACGAAGGCUAUCAUUUCAUGCUCUGCAACUUCCACCACUAGCCUUCAGAGUGGCUGAACAAUAUGACCUAGAAAAAAAAUCAGAAUCAGAACACGUACCAAGACCAACAACUCUUCCAUUGAAGACUCUUCCUUUGAUUGCCAUCACUGCUGCAGACAACACAAGGGCCAAUGUGGACUUGAUUCACCAUUCAUCUUUCAGAGUGCCAUUGAGCCAAGUGAUUAUGAGACUAUGAUGAACAAUAGUGCUUCCCUACUUCAGAUACAGAAUAUUUAUUAUACAUGAAUCUCUUCAGCCUUGCAAAAGAUGCCUCUCCUUCAUGGUCGGGAAGAUUUGAGUUAUUAUCUCUUGUAUUGCAUUGAUUUCGGAAGAUCCUUCAAAUCUCCAACCUAUCAUUUACCUUCUACAUUUGAAUGAGGGGACACCAUAACAAUAAAACAUAAAACUGGACAAUGCAUUUGCAUAUCUCAAGUUUAGUUUAAAGAUACAGCAUGGAAAAAGGUUCUUCAGCCCACCCGAGUCAGCACCAACUAGUAAUCCCUGAAUACUGACACUAUCCUUCACACACUAGGGACAAUUUACAAUUUUACAAAGCCAAUUAACCUAAUAACCUGUACAGCUUUGGACUGUGGGAUGAAACAGGAGCACCACGAGAAAACCCAUGCAGGUCACAGGAAGAAUGUACAAACAGCACCCGUAGUCAGGAUCGAAUCCGGGUCACUGGCUCUGUAAGGCAGCAACUCUACCAUUACGCCCCUCUGGAAUAAUUGUCUCCAGAAUAAUUUCAUAGAUUCCAAGUGGAUUAACAUUAAAAACAUUUUAAGUAAUGUAAUAAUUUGUAAUAUCAUAUUUACAUCUUAUAAUAAUAAAUCAGACUGGUGCUCUACUUUUGUGAGUGCC
This is a messenger RNA of Leucoraja erinaceus (little skate), 4298 nucleotides long. Its product is annotated as cAMP-specific 3',5'-cyclic phosphodiesterase 4D. The coding region runs from base 3283 to 3633 and encodes 116 amino acids. NCBI's taxonomy places the organism in Eukaryota, Metazoa, Chordata, Chondrichthyes, Rajiformes, Rajidae. The transcript has 4 exons. The record is from RefSeq and is a predicted model, not a curated record.